This is a messenger RNA of Felis catus (domestic cat), 6011 nucleotides long. RefSeq names its product collagen alpha-1(I) chain-like. Lineage: Eukaryota; Metazoa; Chordata; Mammalia; Carnivora; Felidae. The transcript has 6 exons. The record is from RefSeq and is a predicted model, not a curated record. Bases 1 to 1071 code for a protein of 356 amino acids.
AUGACCUCAUUUCCAGCUGCGACGCCGAGGCCCGCGCGCACGCCGCCAACGGGCGCCGCAGGCCCGCGGGGACCCCCGCCCGGAGCCGGAGCGCCAGGGCCGCGGCCGGGCGGGGGUCCCCGCGGCGCGCCCUCCCCACCGCCCCUCCGGGCCUCCGGGCCCUCGCACCCCCCAGUCGCCCCCUCACCUCGGCUAAAGGACCACACGGGCUCCGCGACGACGCAGCACCAGGACGCAGAAGCAACUGGCGCGCCGCCCCCGCGCUCCCUUUAUAUAGACGCGGGCCCGCCCGGCGCGCGGCGCCUUUUCCAGAAGCCUCCCGAACCUUCCGGAAGAACCCUCCCCAACCGCCGCCGCGGCCGCGCGCCUGCGCCUGCGCCCUGGCCACGGCCCCGCCCCUCCCCCGGGCGCGCGCGGGCCCGCCCCGAGCGCUCCACCCCCAACGGCCGCCGCGCGCGUCCCCGCGCCCGUCUCCGUGCGCCUGCGCAGCCCGGAAUUCUCGCGAAGGUCUGGCGCCUUCCGGGGCUACCUCCCCCAGCCCUGCCUCCCGCCGGCGCCCCUGCCCCCUCUACCCCGGGCGUGCGCCGCGAGCUCGGCGCGCGCGGGCGCAGUGGCGCCACCCAGGCCCGGGACCGGGUAUCCGCAGCCGUUGCCUCUCUGAAGUCUGUGGAAGGGAGGAAGCCUCCAGCGACGCGGGGGUCUGUGUGGACCAGGGGAGCCCCUGGAACCUGGUCGGACUCCAGGGACCCGGUUCCGACCGUGGGACGAGGAGCGAGGAACACCAGCAGUUCUGAGCCCUGGCUGUGGCCCUGGCUGGCAGCUGUGAACGCCCUGAUGACCAAGGGAAGGCAGGGACCUGGUACCCUCUUGGGCAUUGCUGGGGCCUGGAGUGGGACCCGAGGAGCCACUACUGCAAAGAAAGAAGGCUGGGCAGACAAGGGGAAGAACAAGAAGGUCACUGUUCUGCCAUUCUGUGGCCCUCACCAGCUCCAGCUGAAGCCUGAGGACGCGGCGGGUGGCGCCCGGGGACCUGGAGGAACCGACAGCAGGGAGAUGAGUGGUGGAUCCUGAAACACACGCCCAACGCCCGAGGAAGAGUCAGGACUUUCUCUGGGUGCCAGUGAACAAGAGCCCUGAUGGCAACACAAACCCCACAGAGCCAUGGAACAAGGUAAGGCCAACCCUGGCGAUGGUGGUGCCGGGAUUUCUCUAGGCAUAGUAGGAAAAGAGUUCAAGCCAAAACUGGAGGCCUGCCUUGGGAUCGUGGCCACCGAGUCAUCCGGACCCAAGCUGGCGAUAGAGCACAAAACACUGGCUGGGAGGAAGGGGGGGAGAGAGCCUUUGUGGCAGGAGACUACCCCCCACCAUUAGGCAGAGAUAGAUCUAACACCUGUACUGAGCACCUGCUGCGUGCCAGGCCCUGUAGGGGGCACUGGAUGAACGUGGACCUGGCCCAGCAGGGCACACUCUGGCUUCCAUAGACUUUCCCCGUAACCAUCAAGUGGACUGAAAUACAUGCUGUGUUCUCUUCCUACUUGGAAAGCCAACUUGGGAAUCCAAGCGUGGGUCUGAAAGGCAGACUGUCGCGAUCAAGGAGCUGGGUGACUUCACGGAUGCUGUUUGGCACCUACCCGCCUCCUGAGGGACUGAGGAAGGUGGUACUUCUGCUGUGGGGCGGGUGCUGGCUCUCGGUCCCGGCUAGAAGGUCAACAGCCAAAACCAGGACGUGUUUAUUUUCCCAGGCUCCAUCACAGCUGUUCUGAUGAUGUGGGCAAGCUGCACCGAAGGGCGCAAGGUUCCGGCUGGGUUCUCAAGUUGGUGGCUCCGGGCAAUCCCCCUUGAAAGUCCCUCAGGAAGGCACCUCACCGGGGCCAUACAGGCGGCCUCUUUGUAGCCGAAUGCAACAGAUUCUCCGCCAGCCUGGAAUGGGUGUCGGUGCUUCUGUGAACUCUGGAUGGGGUGGGGGCGCACACUGGAUUUUAGGGGCCAAGCGGACUGAAACCCAAGGCUCUUUGCUCUUGGAAUCACAUGAGGGCGCAGCUGACGAUGCCCAGGGCGUCCGCACGCAGGGUGGGCGUGAUCCCCGCGCAGGUGACAUAGCUGUGCCACGUGCAGACUUCAGGGAGCCGAGUGCCUGCGCGGGUCUGUCCCCGGAGAUCACGAGCUCUACUCGGUAUCGAGGGGCCCCAGAAUCAACCAAUCCAGCUCACAUUCCGGCUCUGCCACACACUUGCCUUGUGAGAGUCUAUCAGUCGAAUGGGGGUAAUUGUACCUACUUCCUGCGAGUGUUCUGGGGAUGAAGUUCGAUGAAGUACGGACAGUGCCUGGUACGCAGUCAGUCCUCAGGGGCAACGUGAAUGUGCCGCCUGGUUUGGUCUCAGAAGCGGCACCGUUACAAAGAGCCUCUCGGGAGGGGCUGCCCUUCUCAUCAGGAAGAAAACUGUUCUCGUGAACAAGCCAGUAUAAGCAGGGGGGGCCCUCCCGCCCCGAGCAGGCCGAGGUCCUGCCGAGUGGCCCGGAGGCCCCGGUCACCGGGGGUCACCGGGGUCAGCCGGCGGGGUGGACGGCUGCCACGUGCCCAGUGCCUGUUCCUCCCUGCUCUUUGUUCUUUGGUCUCACGGGGCACUCCUGACCCAUCCUAGCCUGUGACUCCGGUGGGGCGACCCAUCUUAGCACCUCACCCUCCCACAGGGUGGGCACCCGUCCCCUGGCUGUGGCGACCGGUUCAGGAAAGGAUCAGACUGCAAUCGCACCCAUCAGAGCCCUUCGCUGGGCCUCUUCUGGCUGGAAUUGGUGGGAAAGAGCACAUGUGCUCCUUUUCAUCUUCAAGGUUAUACUGAAGCCCCCAGGGAGAGGUGGAGAGAAGAGAUGGCUGGUGAGAAGCUUUCGAAGAUGCAGGCAGGGAAGCCCCCCUGCCCCCACAUCUCCCGUGGCUCGGUCGGGGGAGGCAGUAACCCGUUUCGUUUAUGAUGAGUGUGUGUGUGUGUGUGCGUGUGUGUUCCUGUUUCUGGCAACCAAAGGAGCUCUGAAUGGUGCACCAGGGCUCCCAGGCGUUUGCUGUCUGGUGGGUGGGUGUGGGGAGGACCUCAGAAUGAUUUUCUUUUCUUAAGAGAGGCUCAGAGUGCCUUACAACCUGAAUAGACGAACCUUAUUUGCUAGUGAGGCAGGAUUCCUGGGUUGAAUAAGAAAGGAAUCUGAUUAAUGACUCUUAAAUGCUAUUGACAUUCAGUGGCAGACACUCUCGGUUGUUCAGUCACUUCCAACAGCCUCUCCCUGAACUGCUGGGAAGCUGAACACACACUGUACUACUUGCUUUUCCAGCCUCCGAGCCGGCAGGGUGCCACGUGACCUGGUCCCAGGAAACAAGGCAGAAGUGCAAGUCUGUCUCUGGUGGGGGUGUGUCUUAAAUGCUUUUCUAUUAUGAUUUGCCUCAAAAAAUUUUUAGAACUUACUGGAUGUACAAAAAUAAUGAAAAAAUAGCAGAUUUUUUUAAUUAUAAAAUUUCUAGUUUCUUUUUAUUCUGGAUAAAAACAAACAUAAGAAAGUAUUUCAAACUUUCCAAAAUAAUUUACAGGGUAGAUGAAAGAACGGACAAUAGGCAUUGCGAAUGCCUGAUAUUCCUUCUACGAGGCAAGAGAUUUCAUUCAACCUUCAUUUGACAGACACUGAUCUAGGUCUGGGGACUCCAAGAUCCAGAAGACCGACUUCCUGUCCUGGGACCUCACUGCUGGGGAGACAGACACAAGAAUAGGGAACUGUAAACUCUGACGUAAGUGCUAUGAUAAAAAUAGGCUCAGGGUGUUAUGGGAGCACAGUGAGGGCCAGAGAAGACUUUCCAAUGACAAUGACACCUGAGCGGAGUCGUCAGGGCCAUCUGGUCAGGGCAGAGGCAGGGCAUGCAGACGGGGGCCCUACGCGUGCAGAGGUAUAAAGGUGAGGAGCGUGAGGCGGGAGCAGCACGCUGUGUGGGAAGGCGGCCUGUGCAGGAGGCAGGGUCCGUCUGGAAGGCCUGGGCCUGCCCUUGGGGAGUGUGGCCUCUGUCCUACAGGAGACAGUGGGGGGGGCAGGGAAGGGGAUAUGGGUAUCAGUGCUGUAGUAGAUUUGCAGGAUGGUGGACCUGGGAUUUGAGGACUGCAAACCUGGGCGCAGGGAGACAAUUAGAAAGCUGGUGCAAGGGUCCAGGUGGAGAAGGGGAGAUGCCCGUGAACCAGGCGCCUGGCAUGAGUCAUUUACACCCCACCGCACGGGCGGGAGAUUCACCUUCUCCAGUUCCUUGUUUAGAAACAGACCUCCGGACCGAUGGUUCUUGACCUCUGAAAGCACCGGUCCAUGCAGCCAUUCAAUUGCUUCUGGAAGUUUUUUUGCUAUUCUCAUAGAAUGGAUAUCAAAAUUCAUUUUGAUCAAAGUAUUUCAUUAGCUUUUGACUUUCAGUGGGCAGAAAAGAGCCACCAUUUAAUCAAGAACCUUUUGUUCUGUCAGCUAAUAUCAAGUGAGGAGCUUCUUUAAAAAGAAAUCCUGAUUAUACAAUCAUGAAUAAUCAUGAUGGAGAUAAAAAGAGAGAAGUAAUAGAGGAGUCCAGUGUGCCGGCAUGAGCUCCCUGUUGAGCUAAUUUUUUUGAGAGGAUGAACAAAAUAUAGAGGAAAGGAAGCCUAAUCAGAGAUGAAUCCUGGAAAAUGACACAAUCCUGAAAAACACUGUCAGGAAGACUAUGCUCUGGUUUGCUGGAAAUCCCAAGGAAAACAAAAAAAGGCCUUUACAGUCACUCUUAGAGCAAGAAGAACAAAGGGGCAGAUCCACGGCCUAGGGGGUGAUGCGAGAAGGCAGAUACCCUCCCCUUCAUUUCAGCAACGUUCAGGCUCCCGACAAGCUCGGUCCUUCCAGAGGGCCUGGGGGUGGGGACCCUGGAAGCGACCGAUGCGGGUGGGGGGCAGGGUAACAACCAGCACCCCCACGCCACACUGUCGUUUUUCCACGUGGAAGGACUUCUGGCAUUUCCACAACUAUAUGGAAUUCUUAACCUUUCGGAAGCAUUGAUUUCCUGUGGCCGCUGAAACGAUUUAUCACAAAUUGGGGGGCUUAAAACAAGACAUGCAUUCUCUCACAGUGCCGGAGGCCAGACUCAGGCUAAGGGAGGAUCCUUUCUGGCCUCUUCCAGCUGCUCCUGCUCCAGGUUUUCCUCAGCUUUGUGGCUACACUGCUACGGUCUCUUGCUAUGGCCUCCCUCCAUCUGUGUGUAGCCUCCGCCUGUGUGUCUCUCUCCUCUGCCUGUCUCUUUAAGGACACUUGUCAUUGGAUUUAGGGUCCACCUGGCUAAUCCAGGAUGAUCGCAUCUCAAGAUCCUUAAUUACAUCUGCAAAGACCCUUUUCCCAAAUAAGGUGACACAGAUGUCACGGGGCCACCAUUCGACCCACUGCAGGAUCAUAAACCACCUUCAGGAUCCGAUGAGAGCUCAUGAACUCUGAAUCAUGUCAAGUUGCUGGAAGCCGAGGCUGAGACAAGGGCUCUUGUACAAGUAAUGUAUGGAGGGAGCGCCCCAGGGAAGGGGCGUGAGGAAAGCAGGCUUGGCAGGGGACAAAAGCUCAGCAAGAGGUGGCCUCAGCUAGAGAAUAGCUUCCUCCUGACCUCCGAGAUGCCCUGGAGCGUGAACUGCACUAGAGCUGUUCCCAUCUGGAGGCAAGAGGUGGCCUCUGUACCUCCAAGUCGUCAAUUUCCCCUGGUGGGGGGCAGGUGUCGUCUCUCAGGCCAGGAACUCCCUUUAGGGCAAGGAGGAUUCAGCGAAGGAGUGGGGAGAUAGGAACACUCAUGGCAGCCCUUGGGGGCGGGUCACAGGGAUCUAUCUGGUCAAGGACCUACAACAUCUACUGCAGGCUUUCUAGAAAAAUACCACAUAUGGGGCGCCUGGGUGGCUCAGUCGGUUAAGUGUCCGACUGCGGCUCGGGUCAUGAUCUCGCGGUUCGUGGGUUCGAGCCCCGCAUUGGGCUCUGUGCUGACGGCUCGGAGCCUGGAGCCU